AGUUAUAGACUCUGAUGUUGUAAAAUAUCUCAUUAGAAUGUUAAAGACGUCAUCUCCAACUUUGCAGACAAAGAUUGCUUCCAUCUUUGAGUAUCUCACAAGUUUUAAACCAUAUGUGAUGAUGCUCACAAUUUCUGACAUUGAAUCAGGGCUUCAUGCUGUUUUUCAGAACCUACUGUCCAAUUGUACACAAGGAGUUGUUGACGAUAGACUUGAAUUGAAUGCCUUGAUGACUGAAGAAAUUGGAAUUGCGGUUGCUGCAGCUUCCAGGUUGCUGAUAAAACUUUUGGAUUUUGAGCAAUUCCAUAAUCCUGUCAAAACUUCAAAUUUUGAAUCUGUAUUACGUGAUGCUCUGAGAUCCAACAUUCCCCUCCAUACCAAGGACUGGGUAGCCUCAUGCCUCUUAAAGCUUGAAUCCAAGGCCAAUCCAGUCUUGGACUCAGGCAACCCUCCCAUAGGCUUGGAGGUGAUCAUCUAUGAUACCAUACCAAGACUUGUUGAGCAGAUGAGUAUGUCCUUUUCUCUUGAAUCUCGUGAAGCUGCGGCUAUUGAGCUUAAUGAUGUCGUCUCUAAAGGAGGUGUGGAGUUGAGCAAAGCCAUUGCUUCUGCUGGAGGAAUUUUCCCCCUUGUAAAGCUUACUGAAGUGGGGACUGGCUAUGCGCUGGAAGCUUGUUUAUCUAUCUUAUAUAAUCUUAGCUUGGAUGAUGAGAAUCAUCCUGCAAUGGUUUCUGCAGGAAUUAUUCCUGUUCUGAGGAGGAUUGUUCUCUCGGAAGGGCCUCAGUGGACUCUUGCUUUACGAUUGUUGAGAACAUUACCUACAUGAUAUGAUUAAGGAGCUUGCAGAAAAUGGACUGCAGCCAUUUAUCAAGUUCAGUGUAUUUGACUAACAUCUUUGACGGAACUGAGAUUUUGUUAUUAUUAUAGACAAAGAAUGGUAGGCUUUUAAAUGAAGGGUUGGAGUUUAGUUGCAUGCAUAUGCACCAUGCAAUGAUUAUGUUUUAGGGUGAUGAAUGCAAUUCUCAGUUCUUUUAGGCCGUAUAUUGCACCGACAAAUGCUAAAUAUUUUUAAAUAGAUUGCCAAAUUAUAAAU
Molecule: messenger RNA, 1090 nt
Organism: Phalaenopsis equestris
Lineage: Eukaryota; Viridiplantae; Streptophyta; Magnoliopsida; Asparagales; Orchidaceae
Exons: 3
Coding region: 38-823 (261 amino acids)
Source: RefSeq, a predicted model, not a curated record